Messenger RNA from Caenorhabditis sp. 36 PRJEB53466, 551 nucleotides. The record is from the annotation of a GenBank genome assembly. NCBI's taxonomy places the organism in Eukaryota, Metazoa, Nematoda, Chromadorea, Rhabditida, Rhabditidae.
AUGGUUCAGUUCUCGGCCCUCUUUCUGCUUACACUGACUGCCACGUCAUCUGCAUUCCUUCUCGAAGGUCUCGGACUGGGAGGUCUCGGAGGAGGUCAGCGACAGUGCUGUUGUCCACCUCCACCGCCGCCGCCGCCUUGUGGAGGAGGCGGAUACGAGGCUCCGCCACCUCCGCCACCGCCGUACGCAACCGGACCAUCAUACGCGGGAUCGUACGGACCUCCGCCGUACAGAUCGAGAGCCAAGAAGUCGGUGGAUAUGAAGGCGUCGAGCGAGGAUCUGUUCUGCAACAGCGUGCAAGUUAGAGACAUCAUCAAAAAGGUCAGUUGAUUCUUGCAGGCUAUACGAUUCUAACUCAGCAUUUUCAGGCAAUGACCGACGACGAAAAGGCGUCGAGAGAAGCGAUCACGAGCCUUCUGAAGGCGCAACUCGAGCGGGAGUACGUGGUCAUUUGCUCGAAGCAACACUUCGAUUACCUCGCCUCCACCGACUCCGAGUUUUGCUCCGUCACCAACGAAGUCGGCCUCACUUGCUCUUCCUUCGUAUUCUAA